AUGGAGUCACCGUAUGUGCUCCCAGGAGAGCUCUUAUCUGACCGCCUCUUUGAAGCUUCCGAGACGCUGACCUGGAUGAUUCAAAGGUCCAUCACCACCGACUGCAAUGCGCUCGGCAGCAACAUAGCCAGAGCGCUCUUUGGUCUAACUAGCUUUGUCCGCGAGGUGCGUGAGGCCCGGUCCGACCUGGACGGCGUCUCGCGCGAGCUGCACUCGCUGGAGGGUGUGCUGGACCUGCUGCAGGAGGAUGCCGGGCUAUUCCCCCCGGAACUGGCAGGCCAAACUCCUGCCGUCAUCGGGCAUUGCUCCAGCGUCGUGGACGAGCUCAACGCAUCGCUAUGGGCCUUCGACAGCUCGGAGCUGUCAAAGCAAGAGAAGAGAACGCGAUGGCUCGAGACGGGGAGAUGGGAAACCGCAAGAUUCCGCACGUCAUUAGAGGCUCACAAGUCUGUCUUGGGACUGGCGCUCGAUCUCGUCGGAGCGACUACGAUCCGAGAGGUGACAUCCGACGUCGAACCGAACAAGAGGAACACGAUACAGAGGCGGCAGAACAGCACUGACACCGUCGAAGACGUUACCCGGAUUCUGGCGGAGAUGGGCCAGCUUCGGAUACGGUUGCCGAGGGAAUUCCAGAAGGACGAGUCGAAGUUCACCCUCCACGACUACAUGAGCGCGCUCAAGAUAUAUGCCGAGUGGACUGUCAGCAAGAAGGAGGACGAACACGUGGCCGAGAUAAGGAGGGAGCAAAGCAGGGGGGAAUCCGAGCUGGGUGCGUUUGUGGGCGAGAACGAACUGUUUGGGGCCUACGUCGGCGACACCCCCGACAGCGCGAUCGACAUCGAUAUCGAGCUCGUCUCCAAGACUUUGAAAGACGCCCUGGCCAGGAGUUCGGACGAGGGAGUCCCCAACAUGGAUGAAGUGAUAAACAACGGGAUGGACAACAUCCCCAGCCGCGCGCCGACACCGCCGCCAAAGGACCAGAAGAGAUUGGAGGCUGCCCGCAACAACAUGGUCUCGCCUUUUGAUGACCUAUCGUCGUCGCCGCCGACCAACCGGUACGGAGUGGUUACCCAGAUCAGCUCUGGAGCUCGAAUGAACGGCCCGCCGCCCUCGGUCCACAAGAGCAGAGGGUUCGGGCGGUUCUUUUCUAACCCCCUCAAGAAAACAAUAUCGGAAAACAGGCCCCAGACACGAUCGACAAUGACAAACUCAACCAAGGGAUCCGUAUCGUCCGACGUCCGGCCGUCGACGCCAGUCAUCCAGGCAAGCCUGGUCCGCAGGGGCAGCCACCGGCUCUCCGUGUCGUUCAAGAAGCUGCCGAUGUGGAACGCGGAGCUGCUGGAGGAAAUGGAAGGGCCGGACACGAACGCCGUGUUCGGCGUCUCGCUGCAGAGGAGCAUCCAGAUCGCCAAGGGCUCGUCGAAGACGCACCACAGCGGCAACGGCGGGUCGUCGAGACGCGAGUUCCCCCUGUGCAUGCAAAAGUGCUGCUUCUUCCUCAAGCACGAGGGCGUCGAGGCGCCGGACAUCUUCGCCGAGCGCGGCGACCCCUACCGGGUGUCGAAACUAAAAGAGCUGUUCGGCCGCGGCCCCAAGUACGGCGAGGACGUCGACUGGAACGCCUUCGGCGUGUACGACGCGGCCGACCUGAUCCUGCUCUUCCUCUCGCAGCUGCCGCGGCCGCUGAUCACCGAGGCGAUCGCCAAGCGGUGGAUCUCGCUGUCGCGGCAGGCCAUGGUAUCGGGCUCGCACGGCAACCGGCUCGACCAGUGCAUCGACUUCUGGGAGGAGGCGCUGGGCGGCCUGAAGGGCGCCAGCCGUAGUUUGCUGAAGCUGCUGCUCAACCUCUGGGCCGACAUCGCCGAGGCGGCCGACAAGAACGACAUGACGGCGGAGCGGCUGGCCGGCGUCGUGCUCAAGCCCCUCAUGCACAUCUCGUCGGAGAAGUACGAGACCGACUUCAUGCUCGCGCUGGCGUUCCUCAUCCGCAAGAGGACAGAGUAUACCGAACUGCUGAAGAAGGACCAGUCGAACAAGAAAGAGCAGAAGAACCAGUCGAACAUGAGGCGUAUCAGCAAGGUUACUGCAGGUGCUUGGUGA
Molecule: messenger RNA, 2100 nt
Organism: Anthostomella pinea
Lineage: Eukaryota; Fungi; Ascomycota; Sordariomycetes; Xylariales; Xylariaceae
Source: the annotation of a GenBank genome assembly